Molecule: messenger RNA, 3841 nt
Organism: Xyrichtys novacula (pearly razorfish)
Lineage: Eukaryota; Metazoa; Chordata; Actinopteri; Labriformes; Labridae
Source: the annotation of a GenBank genome assembly
AUGCGUCAGGAUAGGGAGUUCAUUGUCAUCUUUGACAGCGGAGGUUCCGGACCCAGCUUUGGAUGCACAGAGUUGGUCCCUCUUCAGGAGUUCAGGAUGGCUGUCAGUGUGCCGGGAUUGAUAAUGAUGGUGGUUUUCUACCUGCUUGUGUUGGGGAUCGGCUUGUGGGCAUCUUCCAAAUCAAGAAAGAUGGCAAAAAAUUCUCAGAGCAGGCAGGUGGAGAUUUCCUUUUUGGCUGAUCGGAGUGUCGGCUUGGUGGUGGGAGUCUUCACAAUGGCAGGUUAGAGCUGUUUUUUUCUCCUUACACACUUCAAGUAUUUAUUCUUUUGAAACUGCAUAAAGAUGAAUAUUAUGAACGGGAUUUUCCCAGUUAUGUGCAUGCUUUUAUGUGUUUCUGCUGCAGCCACAUGGGUUGGAGGAGCCUUCAUCAUGGGAGUUGCAGAGACGGUUUAUGACCCCACAAAAGGACUGUUAUGGGCUCUUAUUCCUCUGCAAAUGUCAGUGUCCUUUAUUAUUGGUGAGAUCCUCCAUGAUGGAAUUACUUCACGAUAUCCACUUAUUUCUAUGAGGCCAUAAGAGAUUAUUUUAGAUUAUUCCUCUUUAUAUUUACUUAUCCAUAUAGCAGGAGGGUGUUCAAGGGGGGAGCAGGGGUGGCUCUGGCCCUGUUACUGAUCUGAUGUGUUUGAUUACUAAUUCCCUUACUCACUCGACUAGGACACUCAGUACCUUUACAUGACACUCGAGAAAACCGAAUGAUUGUCGCAGAACUCCAAAGAGGAGUGGCGUGCGUCUCAUCUGCAGGAGAAAGUAGCGUGUACAUCAUGUACGACAAAAACAACAGCGUACGAUGCUCCAUCUUCUUGCUUGAAAAUGUCCAGCAGCAGUUGUGGACACUUCUGAUGUCUGACACGGACCUGCUGUUGUGGUUGACGGUUGUAUGGGGUCGGAAGCAGCGCUGCUGAAAAGACCCAUAUCGCCCCCUAGUUUUGGGGAGGACACGUUCACGUCAAUAAUUCAAUUUUCUCAGCUGCAUGUAUACGCAGACAAGGAGAGAAGUCCGAUUCGGCAAAAAAAUUGAAUUAUGAGCUUAAACUGAUUAAACUGUGCAUGUAAACCCACUGACUGUUUUCUUUUUAUGCCUUCAGUUGUGUUUACACAAAGCCACUGUUUGAAAGCCCAGUUAUUGCUGUGUGAACGACGCCCUUCAUCCUCAAACCCCGCCCCCCAGCUGCAUGCACCAACAAGCCAACAUAUUCUCCAUUUUUCACUCUUUCUCUUCUUGUUUUUAAUGUUUUUGCUGAAAGGAUUCAUGCUUUAGAUAAUUUCACACCUAUCGUUACCAUCAAAAAAGAAAAUGAAGAUGUAUACGUUUAUUCCUACAAUCUGGACUUAUGUCUAGAUAUCUUUUGUUUCCCUUCCCCUUUUUUUUAAGGUGGACUGUUCUUCGCCGGCCCAAUGCGAGACCAAAACUACAUCACGAUGAUGGACCCGUUCCAAAGAAAAUAUGGGGAAAAAAUUACAGGGUUUCUGUCCAUCAUUCCCUUCAUAAGUGAACUGUUGUGGGUUCCUGCUGCACUCAUUUCCUUGGGUAAUACAGAUCUGCUUUAGUUACAAGACAAUGUAAUUUGCUCAGAUCGUCCCUCUUGUAUAAACACUCGUACCAUUUGGCUUUUAUCCUAACAGGGGUUACAGUCAAAGUCUUCUCCGACCUUCCCUUAAGUCUUUGUAUCUGGAUUUCUGCUGCAGUGGCGAUCAUUUACACCGUUCUCGGAGGUCUCUAUUCAGUCGCUUUCACAGACGUCGUCCAGCUGACUCUGGUGUUUAGCAGCUUGGUGAGUUUGAAACACUCUGAACCGGCUUGUCUCUGUUGAAUUUUUUUUAAACCUGGUUUUCUUGUUUGUUUUUUCAGUGGCUGUGCACUCCUUUUGUUCUUGUUAGCGAUGUUUAUACUGACAUCAGUCUAACAGCAUUCAACCACACAAACCGGGCACCCUGGAUUGGCCAGCUCGAGUAUCGUGACAUGUGGAUAUGGAUCGAUAACUUUCUUGCCAUGGUAGGAGGGAGUGGUUAGAGUCUUUGAUUAGUGGAUGUGUACUCUUUCCUCACGCAAUGUCUCAGUGUCAGGCCAUGUCUCUUUAACAAAAGAUCUUAAAUUCUCACUCUGUGUGCGCUUGUGUGUGCGUGUAUGUGUGGGUGAGCAAAGGUGGGUGUCUGUCAGUGUGUGUGUCAGUCCAUGGGUGGGUGUGUGGGUAGAAGAUUUGGGUUUUAUUGUUGUUUAAUUGUGUUUUUAGCCUCUGUGAGGCACUUUGAACUACAUUAUUUGUCUGAAAAUUUUGAAUUUGAAUUUGAGUUUAAAAUUAAAUUUCGUACCCCUUCACUGGCGAAUCCUGAUUUCCUAGAGCACCGGGAAUUUGGCUUUCCAGGAUUUCCACCAACGGACUCUUUCCUCCAGCUCCACAUCAACAGCAAAAAUCAUCUGUUUCGUUGCCGCAGGUGUCGUCCUUAUUCUUGCAAUUCCACCUGUGCUGGUCGGGGCAGUUGCAGCUUCUACAGGUAAACCUGACGAAUGUUAUUUAUUUAUAGUAACGCGAUAACUUGCAUCUUUUUCCUGCGUUUCAGAUUGGAAUUUGACCUCAUAUGGGUUACCCUCUCCUUAUGAUCGAGGGGAGUCAGCGAUGGUAUUUCCCAUCACCCUCCUGCAUCUGACCCCAACUGCUGUUUUUGUCAUUGGCAUGGGAGCAAUAGCUGGGGCCGCGAUGUCUUCGACAGACUCUUUUUUGUUAGCUGCAUCCUCCAUCUUCACCACCAACAUUUACAAGCUCAUCAGACCACAGGUACGAUGACAAUGCCUCCCAAAUCAGCAAGCUGUGCCAGCAUAGGCAAGAAAGACAGUACUUAUCAAAAAACACAGGGAGGAGUGAGUUUCAUGAGUGCAUACAGCGAAAGACUGAGGAGGAACUUUUUCCAAGUUAGCCUCAGGCAGUUGAAGCAAGUCCCCUGGCAGACUUAUAACAGACCAGCCUGGGCAAGCCUCGACUUAAUAUAGGCUUUAUCAAACAAUUUCUAUAUGAGUGAAAAAGCCUUAUUUUAAAGGAACAGUUCCUCCAGUAUUGGUGUAUGAUUCCAACAGAGAAAGAUCCGACUUCAGGGCUCUACCUCCUGUACUACUUUUGGCAUCUCUUGAUACCACAAAGAGACCUCCAACCAGAGAGAAGAGUAUCUCAGGCCUUUAACCUUAUAAAAACCCCAGAAGGUAACCUAAUAAGCAUCACUCAAGGUUCUCAGACUUUUUAAACUGUUAUCCUCUUCUUUUCAGGCAUCAGACAGAGAGCUGCAGUGGGUGAUCCGCUCCUCCAUCGUGCUUGUUGGGAUUGUGGGUACUUCUUUCACCUACCUGGACAGCAGCAUCUUGGCCCUCUGGAUCCUCAGCUCAGACCUGACUUACACCAUCAUGCUCCCCCAGCUCAUCUGCAUCCUUUUCAUCAGGGUCUCCAACCCUUAUGGUGCUGUCAUCGGCUACAUGAUUGCGUUUGUCUUGAGAGUUUUGAGCGGAGAACCCCUGUUCAAUCUCCCUGCCAUACUACAUUUCCCAGGAUGCACUUUGGAGGACGGUGUUUACAUUCAGCGAUCACCUUUUAAGACUAUCUGCAUGCUGGUCUCUCUUGUCUCCAUUGUGGGGUUUUCGUAUUUGGCUUCGAUCCUGUUUGAAAAGGAGAUCCUUCCUGAGUGGUGGGACGUGUUUAAGGUGAAAUCACAGGGAGCGCCUGCAGAGGGAGCCAGAGAGUGUGACAAGGAAAAGGCUAAAAACGAAAAUGAACCAAUGCUUGAACUACAUUGCUAA